AUGGAAUUAAGACGCUCGUCCAGACGCCGACCCGCGGUCAAAACCACCGAGGCUGCUGCGCUGCCUGCCAAACCAGCGAUAGCUCGCCGGUCGAGAACAAUCCGAGAAGUAGGAAAAAUCCUCCCCAAACAGCUGGCCCCCAUGGUGAGGCUUCGCAGACCGUGUUUCCGCGGUUCAGAACAGCCCUCGACACCACUUGCUAAAAAUUCACUUCGUCGCACGGUGGACCGCGAGGUCGUGCAUUCUUGUCUGGACACACUGGAACGCAUGGUUCAACAAAACCGCGGUCUUCAAGAGGAUAACACCGUCCACGAACUGUCCCAACAAUUGCACCAUUUCAUACAGGCGGUCGACAACUUAGCGGUCAAUGACGCCGCAAGCGACGCUGACUUGCUAAGCCGCAUCAAAAACGAAGCCCUGGCUCCAGAAACAGCCUCGCCUGCAUCUAAGGCUGACCUGUUGCUCACCAAGAUUCUCGUCGACGAAAAAGUCAGCGGUGCCCAGAGCCUUGCCGUUGUGGCCAAGUGGCACGGCAUCGACACGCAGGACGUGGCGGAAAUCGCUUUCACACGCGAGAACGUUAGACCCAGAGCCGAUCGCAACGCUCAGUUCCGACUCGAUCUGCAAUGCGUUAAUAAAAGAGUCAACAAAUUGCUGUCGCAAGAGCGUGACAGCUCUUUGAUGUGGCCGGAAAAGAAGAAAAAACCAUUGUUUUCAUCCUCAGUGUCGGAAACGGGUGACGCUUUUUCCAACGUCGCACUAAUGUCCUGA
This is a messenger RNA of Lachancea meyersii CBS 8951, 771 nucleotides long. Lineage: Eukaryota; Fungi; Ascomycota; Saccharomycetes; Saccharomycetales; Saccharomycetaceae. The record is from the annotation of a GenBank genome assembly.